AUGAGUUCUGAAGGAAGUACUCCAACUCCUAUUGUUAUUGAUAAUGGAUCAGGGGUCGUCAAGGCUGGCCUCGCUGGGUUUAAUACUCCUAGUGCCAUUUUUCCCUCCCUGAUUGCAUACCCUAAGGCUGUUAAUGUCCUUAGUCAUGGCAAGAAGACGGAUUAUUACAUUGGUGAGGAAGCAGAAGCUAAGAAAGGAGUCUGUACGAUAAAGUACCCUAUUGCCCAUGGAAUUGUUAGCAACUGGGAUGAGAUGAAGAAGAUCUGGGACUAUACAUACUACAAUGAGCUUCGUGAGGAGCCAUCAGAACACCCUGUGAUGCUCACAGAAGCGCCUCUUAAUCCUAAGAGCAACAGAGAGAACAUGACUAGGAUUAUGUUUGAAGAGUAUGACGUCCCUGCAAUGUUCAUCCAGAUCCAGGCUGUGUUAUCCCUGUACUCUUCAGGGAGAACAACAGGUGUUGUAGUAGACUCAGGUGAUGGGGUGACCCACACCGUUCCCAUAUUCGAAGGCUACCAGAUCCCACAUGCCAUUGAUAAAAUCCUUCUUGCUGGAAGAGACCUUACUGAGUUUAUGAAUAGAACUCUGAAAGACGAGGGCCACUUCUUCGAGACUAGCUCCGAGAAAGAAGAGGUGAGAAAGAUGAAAGAACAGACUUGCUAUGUUGCUCAAAACUUUGAGGAAGACAUGAAGAAGGCAUCUGAAGGAGGGGAAUUAGAAGAGAAUUAUGUCCUUCCUGAUAGGACUAUCUGCAAAUACUCUGUUCCAAGGUUUAAGUGUCCUGAGAUGAUGUUCCAACCCUCUCUUGGAGGUAGAGAUAUCGAAGGUGUUCAUCAACUUACUUAUAAUUGUAUUAUGAACUGCGACUUAGAUGUGAGAAAGGAUCUUUACAACAACAUCAUCCUUUCAGGUGGCACGACAAUGUUCCCAGGGUUCGGGGAAAGAAUCUAUAACGAAAUGAAAGAACUUGCUCCUAAGACUAUGAAGAUUAAAGUAAUUGCCUCUCCUGAUAGAAAGUUUGCUGUAUGGAAAGGAGGCUCAACUCUAUCUCUUCUAUCAACAUUCAGCGGCAUGUGGGUAACCAGAGCAGACUAUGACGAGUUCGGAGAAUCAGUGAUUCACAGAAAAUGAUUCUAA
Molecule: messenger RNA, 1137 nt
Organism: Moneuplotes crassus
Lineage: Eukaryota; Ciliophora; Spirotrichea; Euplotida; Euplotidae
Source: the annotation of a GenBank genome assembly